AUGUAAUUGUCAUUUUUAUUUGAUCCGUUUUUCUUUAUUUGUCUUUGUUGCUUCCGGUUCUGAGCCACUCGCCCUCUGAUUGGCUCUCGCCCUCGGGGGCGGAGCUUGGCGGGGCCUCCUCCUCUAUGCGGGUUUUGUUGUUAGUAGCGGAGCGCAGUCCGUGGAGGCCGUGUGUGUCUCUGACGUGUCCGCCGGGAGCACGCCGAUGGUCGCCUGAGAGGACUAACAAGAACCGGGGAGGGGGGUGUUUUUUUUAAUUUUCCCAGCCGAGACCGGGGACUACACCGGUUGCUCGCCACCUGAGCCCCAGGGAGGUGGACCAAGCCCCGGCCGACAUGGGCAACAGUUUGUCCAACGUGUCCGCCUUCCAGUCGCUCCACAUCGUCAUGCUGGGUCUGGACUCGGCCGGCAAGACCACGGUGCUGUACCGGCUCAAGUUCAACGAGUUCGUCAACACGGUGCCCACCAUCGGCUUCAACACGGAGAAGAUCAAGCUGAGCAGCGCCAAGGGCAUCAGCUGCCACUUCUGGGACGUCGGCGGUCAGGAGAAGCUCCGCCCCCUCUGGAAGUCCUACAGCCGCUGCACGGACGGCAUCGUCUACGUGGUGGACUCCGUGGACGUGGACCGGCUGGAGGAGGCCCGCACGGAGCUGCACAAGGUGACCAAGUUCGCGGAGAACCAGGGCACGCCGCUGCUGGUCAUCGCCAACAAGCAGGACCUGCCCCGCUCGCUGCCGGUGGACGCCAUCGAGAAGCAGCUGGCCCUGCACGAGCUGGCCCCCGCCACCUGCUACCACGUGCAGCCCGCCUGCGCCAUCAUCGGCGAGGGGCUGCACGAGGGCAUGGACAAGCUGCACGAGAUGAUCGUCAAGCGGCGGAAGAGCCUGAAGGCCAAGAAGAAGCGGUGACGUCACAACCGGAUGUCCGACUUUGCACUUUUUCCCCCCCCGAGUACGAAACUCGGGUCCAAAAUAGUCCGUUCCGGGGUCAAGCUGCGGCCGUGGGGGGGAAAAAAAAACCCAAAACUUCCUCGUCUCGGGGAGUGUGACAAGAACACUGAAGGACGUCACAGCGUGGCCGUGGGAACGUCCACGGUGGCCGCAGUUUGACUCCGGAACGGACCAAUUGCCGUUGUUUCCUAUGGGAAUCUUUUAGGCUGGCGCCGCUCGUCCGAGGUUGGCGGGCACGCGCGCGAGCAGACAUUCACAAAUGUGUCGCGCGCCUGCUGCAGUUUAGUCUGGGAGAUGUCUCGGUAUGGACCACACACACGCACACACACACGCACACACACACACACACACACGCCAUGGAAAAACUGUUGCUAAUAAUAUGACCGUGCGGUGGAAAUACGAGUUCAUAAAAGACGUGUUGUAAAAAGAAAAAAAAAAGGGUGUUCCUAAUAAAGUGGCUGUCAUCAUCA
Messenger RNA from Entelurus aequoreus (snake pipefish), 1420 nucleotides. RefSeq names its product ADP-ribosylation factor-like protein 4C. Bases 336 to 908 code for a protein of 190 amino acids. Lineage: Eukaryota; Metazoa; Chordata; Actinopteri; Syngnathiformes; Syngnathidae. Gene Ontology annotation, cellular component: cytoplasm. Gene Ontology annotation, molecular function: GTPase activity; GTP binding. The transcript has a single exon. Gene Ontology annotation, biological process: intracellular protein transport; endocytic recycling. The record is from RefSeq and is a predicted model, not a curated record.